AGGAGGGAGGAGAGACUGGCUGGCAGGCUGCACACACCGUAAACGAUGGUUGUCGGAUAGAGUCCUGGAGACCUAAUGAAAGUAGCUGCUUGAAUUGUUGCAGCGAUUACUGAAGCUCAGUGGAGCCCGGCGUGCGUGCACCGCAUCCCCGGACACCUGGGGAGGAAGGAGGGGAGGAAGAAAACUGCAGCUGACUUAGAGAAAAAAGAAAGAAAGAAGAGAAGGACUUGUUUGCAAUUUAUUUUAUUUAUUUUUUUACAGCUGAUUUCCUCAAUUUUCAUUUUCACGUAAGCAACUCCUACCCAGAGGGACCCGGACAGGAUCCGUUUCAUGCCCGGGGGAAGCCAGCGCGACCUCCCGCUCGGAUCCAGCGCACCGGCCUCCCACGCUCCUCUGGCGGGCUCAGAAGCUGCAGAUCCCGGCAUUUGCUGGGAUGUUUGAGUCGCGUGGUUUGGUGGGGUGAAGGGACCGAGAGAGUGGACGGAGGGAGACCGAGGAAGGAGGAGGGGGACAGAGGCCGAGAGAGGAGACGGGGAGCAUGGCUCUGGUGGCGCUGCCUCUCUGGGUGCUAACGAGUCUCACCUGGGCGAGCGUGCUCCAGGUGUCAGCCAAUAGACACUCGGUUUACUGGAACAGCUCCAACAUACAUUUGCGCAGGGAGGGAUACACAAUGCAGGUGAACGUCAACGACUACCUGGACAUCUACUGCCCUCAUUAUAACGACAGCCAGCGCAUGGUUGGCACCGGAGAGCAGUACGUCCUCUACAUGGUCAGUUACCGUGGCUACAGGAACUGCGACCCCCAGCUGGGCUUCAAGAGGUGGGAGUGUAACCGGCCUCACGCCCCCCACGCCCCCAUCAAGUUUUCGGAGAAGUUCCAGCGCUACAGCGCCUUCUCGCUGGGCUACGAGUUCCAUGUUGGGCAGGAGUACUAUUACAUCUCCACGCCCACCCAUCACCACGGCCGCAGCUGCCUGAGACUACGAGUGUACGUCUGCUGCUCCACGGCCUCUGACGUGGACGAUGAGCCAGAGCCCACAGAACCAGACUACACACUUAGACCAGGCCUAAAAAUCAGUGAUAUUGAUGAGUUUAACCCUUUCGUUCCCAAGCUGGAGAAGAGCGUCAGCGGAAGCAGUCCGUCCAGGGAUCGCCUUCUCCUCACGGUGACGAUGCUCCUCCUGGCCGUCCUCUUCAUCUCCUAGCAACGGCCAUCCCAUCAGCGUCACCAUGCCAACUAGCCUUGGGAGGCUGUACAGUACCAGUGGGUGGGAGAAGAGGGGGGGUCAGGAGAGGAGAGUUAAGAUACUUCAAAUAGAACAGAAGGCAAAGAGGAGGGAGACUUUGAAUGAAAGUUUUCAAGCAUCGGAGUGUGAUUGUGUGUUUGUACGUGUGUGUGUUUGUGCAGCUGUGUGUUUGAUGGAGUGUGGCUUUGGUGGAGUUGAAAGACCUUUGGAUGCUCUGUGUCACAGACUGAACUGUUUGUUGCAUUGAAGUCAGCCUGUGCACACAGAUGCAGGUUUGGUAGACUGUGUGUGUGUGUGUGUGUGUGUGU
Messenger RNA from Paralichthys olivaceus (Japanese flounder), 1554 nucleotides. RefSeq names its product ephrin-A3b (gene efna3b). Lineage: Eukaryota; Metazoa; Chordata; Actinopteri; Pleuronectiformes; Paralichthyidae. Gene Ontology annotation, molecular function: ephrin receptor binding. Gene Ontology annotation, biological process: axon guidance; ephrin receptor signaling pathway. The record is from RefSeq and is a predicted model, not a curated record. Gene Ontology annotation, cellular component: plasma membrane.